GGCAGCGAAGGUCUCUCCAAACUCUGAAAUGUGACUAACCUUGACGGGUUGCUGUUGCGAACAGACAGGCUGGACAUAUUUUCUCAUGCUCAGGGCGGACUGCCAGGUGCAGAACACUGACUUAUCGGCUUAAAACUGAAAAGAUGAAAACCAAGAGGGACGACAUCAUUUUUCAGACUCUCCUCUUGAUCCACAUCCCUGUGGCCUGCUUCUUCACUGCAGUGUCAUGUCAGGCUGAGAGCAGCAGCGUGGUUGUGGCAGGUUAUAAUGUGAGCUCCCGCGCUGGUUCAAAGCUGGUGCUGCAGUGUGUGAGCAGCCGGAUGGUGUGGACCAGGGACAGGGUGAGAGACAGGCAGAGGGUGGUCCACUGGGAUAUGUACCGGGCUUAUCCGGACUACGCCAUGGAAAGGGUAGUGGACAUGUUCUCAGCAGGAGAACAAAGGAUGUACAACUCCUACAAUCUGGGCAGGGUUGGUCUCAACCCGACAGCCUUCAAAGAUGGAAACUUCUCCCUGGUUAUCAAAGAUGUGACGAUGAAUGACCGAGGUCUGUACUCCUGCAACCUCCACCAUCUCUACUGCAACUUUUACGAGACAGUCAGAGUCCAGCUCAAUGUCACUAAAUCACGCCGUAAAGAACAGCGAUACUGGAAUGGGCAUAAUGCCGUGUUCGUGGUGCUGCUUGGGAGCACUGCAGUGCUGCCGUGCACCAACCGACGUAGUGUGUGGACAGACUGGAGCGACCAGGAGGAGGAUCAGCAGGUGGUUCACUGGGACCGUCAGGCUCCAGGAAUUUCCCAUGACCGAGCUGACCGGCUUGUGGACCUGUACGCCUCUGGGGAGCAGCGGAGCUAUGGACCUCUGUUCCUUCAGAGGAAGAUGAAUAUCAGCAAUCACGCCUUCUCCGAAGGAGACUUCUCACUCACCAUAUCUGACCUGCAGCCAGCAGACCAGGGGCUGUAUUCCUGCCACCUCCACCAUCAUUACUGCGGUCUCCACGAGAGAAGAGUAUUUCAGGUCACAGUGGAGCCUUCGCUGGUUAAGCCAACAAUGCCGGCUAAAUCACCGCCCAGCGAAGACAAGGAGACAGCUAAGGCUGAAUCACCGCGAGUCAUCACCGUCAUCUUGCCUGAGCAAAGGCACCACUUUCUCCUGCCUCUGGGCUACGUCCUCACCUCCUUCCUGCUCCUGGCAUUUGUUGUCCUCAUCAUCGUUGUCAUCUUACGACGACGCACGACCAAAGAAAUGUAUCCUCAGUCGUAUAUGGGGCCCAGCAGAAGUCAGAGCUGCUCAGAUGAGUUUGAGAUGGACGUUACUGAGGUGAAUGUGUGCAGCCCGGAGGAAAGAAGAUUCGACUACAAGAACAACCUGCUGAAAGAAAAAGCCCACGUGAAAACUCAGCCAAAAUUCAUUGAUCUCGACAAAGAGAUGCAGAAGUUCUCUAAGUGAAAUAAAAGAAGUGGAACUGGAGUCACUGGCUGGUCCAGAGGCUGCGCUCCAAGCUAAACACCUCCAUACCGUCUUCUGUCCUGUCAGGAGAGAUGCCGCAGAGAGAAACGCAGUGUUGCAAAAAUCUGUGUUGUGACAUUCAGAAAAAGAACACUGAGGUUUUGUGUUGCCAAAUUGUAGAUAUUAGAUACAAACAGGACUGUGAAAAAGUAUACGCCCCCUUCCUCAUUUCUUAGUUUGUUUGUGUAUUUGUCACACUUACACUUACAAAUUUUACUAUUAGACA
Molecule: messenger RNA, 1734 nt
Organism: Pundamilia nyererei
Lineage: Eukaryota; Metazoa; Chordata; Actinopteri; Cichliformes; Cichlidae
Product: matrix-remodeling-associated protein 8-like
Exons: 12
Coding region: 144-1448 (434 amino acids)
Biological process (GO): cell adhesion; cell differentiation
Cellular component (GO): membrane; cell surface
Source: RefSeq, a predicted model, not a curated record